UGUGUUUGACACUCCUAAGCAAUUCCUGUCAGGAAAUGCAGGAGCAAGUGAGAAAGAAGUUAUAUAAUAGUGGGCGCAUUUCUGUCUGCAUACAAGCAGGCGUUUUGUGUAAAGAUGUCCCGUCAACAUUUCAGGUUAUGUUGCUGCUUGCUCGGGUUCACACAGAGGCCAGCAGAGGCACCAGAGCACGUUAGGCACGUUUUUGCAGAAUACUCCGAGGAUGGCAUCAUGAGCAUCGACAACUUGCUCAGGUUCUUGAGGGAGUUUCAGAAGGAGGCCUAUGCAACGGGGGAGACAGCCCAAGAAAUCAUUUAUAGCGUCAAGCGUCUCAACCUUAAACAACCUAAGGGCUUGGUCGUCGAGGAGUUUUUUCACUAUCUCCUGAGUGAUCUCAACACUGCCCUUAAUACAGAGGUUCACCAUGACAUGACUGCUCCCUUGGCUCAUUACUAUAUAUUCACUGGACAUAACUCUUAUCUUACUGGAAAUCAACUCAGCAGUAAAAGCAGCGUCGUCCCAAUAGUAAAGGCACUGCAGAAAGGCGUUAGAGUGAUUGAAUUGGACCUAUGGCCGAAUUCAAGAAAAGACGAUGUUGAUGUCUGUCAUGGCGGGACCUUGACAUCUCCGGUUAAACUAAUAAAGUGUUUGAAGGCCAUCAAGAGCAAUGCAUUUGUUGCUUCGAAAUAUCCUCUUAUAAUAACGUUUGAAGAUCACCUUACUCCCGCUCUUCAAGCUAAAGUUGCAGGGAUGGUGAAAAGAACUUUCGGAGACAUGCUGUUUUGCCCGGAAUCAGAGAUGUAUGAGUUUCCUUCACCAGAAUCUCUGAAGGAAAGAAUUAUGAUUUCAACGAAGCCUCCAAAGGAAUAUGCAGAACACGGGAGAGCAAAUAAUGAACGAUUUCCCAGACCUUCUAAAGAUGAAGCUCCAUUCAGUCACGGGGCUCAAGCAGAUUCAGAGGAGGAAGGUGUUGAUGACGAUGAAGAUGGGGCGAGUGAGAUUCCUGAAUACAAAAGUUUGAUUGCAAUCCAUGCUGGUAAGCUGAAGGGCAGUAUCAGAAAUUUGCCCAGCCACGAUGGCAAAGUUACUCGUCUCAGCAUGAGUGAAGAAACACUCGAACUUGCUACUAAGAAACACGGGAAGGAACUUAUCCAGUUCACACAACGCAACUUGCUGAGAGUGUUUCCCAAGGGCACACGCAUUACCUCAUCGAACUAUAAUCCUUUCGUUGGAUGGAUGCACGGAGCUCAGAUGGUUGCAUUUAACAUGCAGGGAUAUGCAAAGUAUCUGUGGAUUAUGCAAGGGAUGUUCAGGGCUAAUGGCUGCUGUGGUUAUGUGAAAAAACCGAGUUUUCUGUUAAAUGAUGGGUACUAUGAUGAAGUUUUUGAUCCUUUGGCCUUGCCAGUAAAAACAACUUUGAAGGUUAACAUAUAUAUGGGAGAGGGGUGGCGCCAAGACUUCCAUUUCAGACAUUUCGAUUAUCUUUCACCCCCCGACUUCUAUGUCAAGAUCAGCAUUGUAGGAGUGGCUUCUGAUCAUACAGAAUCGGAGAGAACUCAAGUGGUAGAAGAUCAAUGGAUACCAUCGUGGAAUGGCGAGGAGUUUGUGUUCCCGCUACGCGUGCCUGAGCUGGCACUGCUUCGGGUUGAGGUUAAAGAUUAUGACCCAACAGGAGAGAAUGAAUUUGGAGGUCAGACAUGCCUGCCAGUAUCAGAGCUGAAAACCGGGUUUAGAUCUGUUCCACUGUAUGAUCAUAGAGGUGAUAAGUACAGAUCUGUCAAACUCCUUAUGGGUUUCGAGUUUAUUUGAUAAUUGAUAUGUUAUCUUGAUUGUUGUCCCCAUUAAACCACAGAGAUCCAGCUGUUUCAUGGUUAUUUUAUGGUACUUGAAUCUUAGUUUUUCACAAGAAAAAAGAUUCUGAUCACAUGCACCAACAAGUCAACAACCACCUUAAAUCUUGUCUGAUAUGUUUUUUCUGCUACAAGGUUUUGACAAUUGGCUUAUCA
Ipomoea triloba (trilobed morning glory) is the source of this 2003-nucleotide messenger RNA. Its product is annotated as phosphoinositide phospholipase C 2-like. The record is from RefSeq and is a predicted model, not a curated record. Gene Ontology annotation, biological process: lipid metabolic process; phosphatidylinositol-mediated signaling. The transcript is spliced from 8 exons. Gene Ontology annotation, molecular function: phosphatidylinositol-4,5-bisphosphate phospholipase C activity. NCBI's taxonomy places the organism in Eukaryota, Viridiplantae, Streptophyta, Magnoliopsida, Solanales, Convolvulaceae. Bases 115 to 1806 code for a protein of 563 amino acids.